CAGAUAUGAAGUUCCGACUUGAAAUCCGUCGACUUGAAAUCGAGGCGGAAACGCAGAUUAAGCUGCGGGCAUUGGAAAUAAGGGCAGCGGACAGAACACCGGUUCCGGGUACACAACCGUCGCAGUCUGCCGAUGCUGGCUCGGCGGGGACCACCUUUGAGGUCAGUAGGCACAUCUCUCUCGUACCACAGUUCCGAGAAACAGAAGUGGACUCGUACUUCAACGUAUUUGAGCGGAUUGCAUCUACACUUCAGUGGCCUAAAGAGGUCUGGUCGUUGUUGCUGCAGUGCAAGCUGACUGGUAAAGCUCAAGACGUUUGUGCUACGUUGUCCUUAGAGGAUAGCGUGAAUUAUGAAGCGGUGAAAGCUGCCAUAUUGCGCGCUUAUGAGCUGGUACCCGAGGCUUACAGACAACGGUUUAGGAGUCAUAAAAAAAAUCCCGGUCAGUCAUUUGUUGAGUUCGCGAGGGAGAAAAGCGUUUUGUUUGAUAAGUGGUGCACUUCCAGUAAGGUGAAUGAUCUUAAGGACAUGCGAGAAUUAAUUCUUUUAGAGGAAUUUAAGAAUUGCGUACCUGAGCGUGUGGUUGUUUACAUGAACGAACAGAAGGUGACGUCGGUAUCCCAGGCUUCUGUCCUUGCAGAUGAAUUUACAUUGACGCAUAAGAAUGUUUUUGUCCCUACACGUUCUGAGCGGGUUACGUCGUUUCAGGCAAGUUCAAGUAAUUCACCGUAUCCGAAAACGGCUGCGUUAAAGUCGAAAGAGGAUCGUGAAUGUUAUUAUUGUCACAAACCCGGUCAUUUAAUUGCAGAGUGUUUUGGGUUAAAACGAAAACAAUCGAAUUCUGUGCCUAAGAGUGCGGGGUUCGUUAAGCUAGUGGCUCCUGUUGAUACCGAUCGCAGUGAUCAACCUGAUUCCAGUUAUGCCCCUUUUCUGUUGGAGGGGGCAGUUUCUGUUACAGGAAAUUCGGCGGAGCAGAUACGUGUGAAAAUGCUCCGGGAUACUGGGGCCAUGCAAUCGUUUAUUUGUGCCGAUGUAUUGCCGUUCUCGGAGCAGACCUUUUGUGGUAGUCAUGUCCUAGUGCAGGGCAUAGAAAUGGGUCUGGUUCAAGUCCCGUUGCACCAGAUUCACCUCGAGUCGAAACUAUGUACGGGUCUUGUGAAGGUCGCGGUGCGGGAGAGUCUGCCGGUGAGCGGGGUGCAGCUCAUUCUUGGCAAUGAUUUAGCCGGCGGGAAAGUUAUGCCUUUACUCGAGGUAUUUAAUAACCCGGUGGUAUCGGAUCAGCCUGAUGAGCUGGCGAAGUCCUUUCCGGAAACUUUUCCGGUCUGUGUGGUCACGCGCGCUCAGUCCCGUAAGACGGAGGCUGAAGAUUUAGCUACGUCUUUUAUUUCACCUAUUUUUCUCAGCGACAUGUUACCUGAUGCGAGUGAUAAGGCUGUUGAAAAGGUGCCUGGAUCAGACACUUCGGGUGUAAAGCUGAGUGUGACUCGGGAGAGGGUUAUUGCUGCUCAGCAUGAGGAUAGGAGUCUGCAAAAGUGCAUUGCUGCUGCGGUCUCCGCGGAGAAAGCACGGGAGAGGAAAACUGCUUACUUUAUGGAGAAUGGUUUACUAAUGCGUAAGUGGUGCUCGGAUGUGGCUGAUGGGGCUGAAUGGACCAGUGUGUAUCAGAUAGUGGUUCCGUCCUGUUACAGACAGCAAGUUCUCUCUUUGGCUCAUGACCACGACCUAUCGGGACACUUGGGAAUUAAGAAAACUUACUACAGAGUUUUAAGACACUUCUUUUGGCCUCGGUUAAAGACUGAUGUUACCCGAUUUUGUCGUACCUGCCGCGUCUGCCAAAUCACUGGCCAACCGAACCAGGUCAUCCCGUGUGCCCCACUCGUUCCUAUUCCAGCGGUAGGAGAACCGUUCGAACACGUCAUUGUGGACUGCGUGGGGCCUUUGCCUAAAUCUAAGGCUGGUAAUCAGUUUCUGUUGACUAUAAUGUGUACUGCAACCAGAUUUCCUGAGGCAAUUCCUUUGAGAAAGAUAACAGCACCUGUUGUAACUAGAGCACUGGUGAAAUUCUUCUCUACGUUUGGAUUACCAAAAGUUGUGCAAUCAGAUCAAGGCACUAAUUUUCUUUCGAAAAUUUUUACUCAAGUGUUGUCCAGCUUAAAUAUAUCCCAUAGGAUCGCGAGCGCCUAUCACGCGGAAAGCCAAGGGGCGCUAGAACGUUUUCAUCAAACCUUGAAGUCAAUGCUCAGAAAGUACUGCAUGGAAACGAGUAAGGAGUGGGAUGAGGGUGUGCCCUUGCUCCUCUUCGCGAUCAGGGAGACAGUUCAAGAAAGUCUUGGAUUUAGUCCUGCUGAGUUGGUGUUUGGACACACUGUCAGAGGACCUUUGAAAAUGCUUAAAGAGGACUUGAUGUCUUCUGGGGCUAGUCCAUCACUGAAUGUGUUGGACUAUGUGAGCAAGUUCCGUGAACGGUUACAUAAAGCUUGCUCGGUGGCGAAGGAGUCACUUGAAGUUGCGCAAAGGAAAAUGAAACGUCUUUUUGACCGCAAAUCUGUACAGCGUUCCUUUAACGAGGGCGAUCAGGUGUUGGUGUUGCUGCCUAUGGUAGGGUCGGCGUUAUCAGCCCGGUUUUCUGGUCCGUACGAGGUGGUACGGAAACAUAGCAAUACAGAUUACGUAAUCGGGACACCCGAUAGAAAACGAAAGACUCGUGUCUGUCAUGUGAAUAUGUUGAAGACUUUUUAUUGCAGAGAGGGUAUCCAGUCCGAUGUUUCGCCGACAGAGGAAACCGCUGUUUACCUGUCCUCCCCCGCUCCUGCCUCCGUGGCAUGCGCUGCGGUGGAAAUCUCUAACCCGGAUGAUGAUGAUGAUGGAGUAAUUGUUCGCCACACUUACCAGCAAUGUGCUCGCCUCAAGAACUCUGAGGUCGCUGUGACUGGCGGAUCGGUCGUCAGUGGGGCGGAGGACGAGGGCCAAUCAGGAGGCGGAGCCGCUGCUUAAGAGGGACGGCGGGCUCAUUCUCUGAAACCCCUCUCAGUAUUGCUGACGCUCAGGGCCGCCGAUUGUGGGCUGCUCUCCGGCACCCAGAUUGUUGUGCAUUUCAGACUGUUUUGGAUAAGUGUUUUCGUGUCAUCAGCGGCAUCAGCUGCAAAACCGCGCCGGGGGGGGAAGAACGGUAGGUUAGUAUAUCGCGAUAUACAUCCUGCCCGUAGUUGUCCUGUGUAUAG
Messenger RNA from Gasterosteus aculeatus aculeatus (three-spined stickleback), 3220 nucleotides. NCBI's taxonomy places the organism in Eukaryota, Metazoa, Chordata, Actinopteri, Perciformes, Gasterosteidae. The record is from RefSeq and is a predicted model, not a curated record.